AUGGCAGCACGGUUUUAUGCUCAUCUGUUCGCUUCUGAAGGCUCGAGGGACGGAGAAAGGGUACAACAACAUAUUGAGGGAGCUAUCACAGAAGAGAUGAAUGCAAAACUCACAAUGCCAUUCACCGAUGAGGAGAUCGAGACGGCCCUCUUCCAGAUGGGGCCCACAAAGGGGCCGGGGCCGGAUGGACUACCGACCAUGUUCUACCAACGACACUGGGAGUUGGUAAAGAACGACAUGUGUGGUGCAGUACGAGAGUUCUUGGCAGGGAAGGCAGCUCCUGAUGGCACUGCCAACCGCCUUAAAGUUGUGCUUCCUUUUAUGAUACCUGAGGAACAAAGUGCAUUUGUGCCAGAUAGGCUAAUAACUGAUAAUGUGUUGGUGGCAUAUGAGUGUGUACAUGUGACCAGAAAGCGGAAACGGAGGAAGCCUAUCUGUGCGAUAAAGCUGGACAUGAUGAAGGCAUAUGAUAGAGUGGAGUGGAACUUUCUUGAGCAAAUGUUGCUGAAAUUUGGCUUCUCUAGUCACUGGACAGAGAUGGUUAUGAGUGUGGUAUUCGUAGAGGGCUCACGUGAAAAUUUUGCUGCACUAUGCUCCAUCUUGCAAGAGUACGAGGUUGCCUCGGGUCAGAAAGUUAAUCUUCAGAAGUCCGCGAUCUUCUUUGGGAAGGGUACAUCUGAUGAUAGCAAAGAAGAGCUCAAACAAGUGCUAGAUAUGUCGGCAGAGGCUCUAAGUGAGAGAUAUUUGGGACUCCCUACGGUGGUGGGGAGAUCGAAGGAUGGGACCUUCAAAUAUGUCAAGGAGAGUGCAAGAGGGAAGGUUUCAGGGUGGAAAGGACAAGGCUUAUCCAAGACUGCGAGGGAGGUGCUCAUUAAGUCUGGCCUCCAACCAACACCAACUUUUACCAUGAGCUGCUUUCAACUCACAAAGAAAAUGUGCGGGAACCUGUCAUCUAUUUCUUCAAACUUCUGGUGGGGUGAAGCAAAUGGUCAGAAGAAGGGUGUCUAUGCGUUCUGGUUAGUAAGGAAUACUGCACAUGAUGGGCAGAGGAUUGAAGAAGCGGAGGCGAUCGCAAGAAGGGUUUUGAACCUAAUAGGAGAGUGGCAGUCUAUUCAUGGGCGUAAGAGUAAGCAGGCUAGGCCUACGGUGAGGGAGAAGUGGAGACCACCAGAGGAGGGGUGGGUGAAGGCCAAUUUUGAUGGUGCGACGUCGAAGGUCCAAAACCCAAAGCCCCAGCCAGCCAUGCCGACCGGCGUGGCCACCCCCUUCCCCUACCCCAAACCCCCGCAAUCCCCUCGCCUCCUCCACCGCAGCCGCCACUGCUCCGGCCACCGCCUCCUCCUCGCCACCUCUUCCCCCUUCCGCCCAGAUUCCCCACCCCUCGCCUGCCCCAGGCGCAAGCGCAGCUCCGUCGCCGCCAUCCAUGCCUCCUCCUCCGACCCCGCCCUCUAUUCCUUCCCCUCCUCCCCGACCCCGCCUCCGCGCCCGCCCCCGGCCCCGGCCCCUCCGGAGCCCCCCUCCACCGUGGCCCGCGCCGGGCGCAGCAAGAAGAAGCCCGCCGGCGGCCGCAUCGAGGGCGGCGGCGACGUGCGGCGCGAGGCUAAGUCCAAGGCCAAGCGCCGCAGCCGCCGCCUCUCCGAGAACGCCUUCUACCGCCGGAAGCGCCGCGCCGCCUCGGGCCAGGCCGACGCCUUCACCGACGAGGAGCUCGAGAUGAUCGGCCUCGGCUACGACCGCUCCGUCCGCUUCAUGGACGGGCCCGACGACCCGCGCCUCCGCCACCCGCACGAUUGGUACAGGUUCGGCGCCUUCGGACCCUACUCCUGGCGCGGCAUCGUCGUGGGGCCGCCCAUCCGCGGCCGCUUCUCCGACGACCGCGUCUCCCUCAUGUCCGAGGUGGCCGACCACGACGAAUGGGACCGCAACGAGCAGUUCGAGAUGUCCAACCAAUUCUCCCACCGUCUCAACGAGCUUGAUGAUGCCGUUGGCUUCCGGUACUACUGGGUCUUCGUGCGGCACCCUAGGUGGCGCCCCGACGAGCCACCAUGGCAGCAGUGGACGCUCUCGGCCGAGGUCGCCGUCCAGGCCAGCAAGGACCAGCGGCUGGAUAAGUGGAGCCUCAUGGGCCGGUUUGGUAACUCGACACGCGAGCUGAUCACGCGCUGCGCGGCCUGGACGCGCCCUGACAUCCUAUAUGUCAAGCGACCACUGUACCAGUCGAGGUUCGAGCCACAGGAGGAAUUCUUCAGCCGGCUCCGCCCGUUGGUUGAUCCCUCAACCGAGAACCAGUUCUUGUUUGACCUUGAGCAGGAUGGCAGGGUCAUUCAGACGACCUACUUUGGUGGCCUUUGCAGGAUUGUGAAGGCAAGCCCGAAGUCUUAUGUGGAUGAUGUUGUAAAUGCAUACUCGAAGCUGAGUGAGGCGGACAAGUCACGCUGUCUGGAGUUCUUGCUCACAAACCAUCCCAUGGAGCUACUCCACCCGUACACCAAGGAAUGGAAAGUGAAGCUAGAGGAGAUGGAGCUUGGGUGUGAUGCGCCUGAUGAGAGUGACGAUGAGGGUGGUGAUGAGACUGGAAGUGAGGUCAUUGAUUGGGUUGAGGAUGAGGAGGUUGAUGUGAUUGAUGAUACUGAGGAUGACGAUUAUGAAGAUGAGGAAGUGGUCGACGUCAGUGAAGAGGUGGAAGCAGAUGAAAUAAUAGAAAGUAGUGAGGAGAAUGAGGACUACUGGGACGAGCAAUGGGAUAAAGCGAUGAAAAGUUCUGAUAAAAUGGAGAAACUGGUCAAGGACAGGGUUGAGAAAUCAUACGAGUAUAAUAAGCGGCAAAUGCAACAGCAGAAAGAUAUGGAAUCGCAAAUGAGAACUUCAAACACAAUGAUUAUGCAGCAGGAGCAGGCCGAGGAGGAUGAGGUGAAGCUGGUACAGCAAGAAAGUGCAAGGAGCAGAAGUGCGCUGGUCAGAGUGAAGCGCGAGCCCCCUCCAGGGCUCUUCCUGAGGGCGGCCGUCCGGCCAUUCACUUACAGGAAUCUUGUCAAGGAAAUUGUUCUGAUGAGACACCAAAUUAUUGAUGGAGAGAUAGUUUAGCUUCAAAAUUUCAGCAACUGGAGAAUUGCAGAGACUGCACAAACAAGGUUCUGAAGAAGUAUCUUCCUUGGUUAUUUACAAUAUUUAGCCAUAUUUAGGGGUGUUGAUCUCUCUGCAGUUCUGACCCUAGGGAAUACACAAGUCAUGUAAUUCUUCCCCUGCAAAAGUUUUUAAUGAAAUUUGAAGCUAAUGUUUCUGAUA
Triticum aestivum (bread wheat) is the source of this 3285-nucleotide messenger RNA. RefSeq lists its product as uncharacterized. The transcript is spliced from 5 exons. NCBI's taxonomy places the organism in Eukaryota, Viridiplantae, Streptophyta, Magnoliopsida, Poales, Poaceae. Bases 1 to 3084 code for a protein of 1027 amino acids. The record is from RefSeq and is a predicted model, not a curated record.